Cooperia oncophora is the source of this 393-nucleotide messenger RNA. The record is from the annotation of a GenBank genome assembly. Lineage: Eukaryota; Metazoa; Nematoda; Chromadorea; Rhabditida; Trichostrongylidae.
AUGUGCAGGCUCAACGAACAUCCAAGGCGACUUCGCUGCCAGCAAUGUACGGUAACAUCACUUCAGUCAAGUCCCGUAACUUUCAAGAUAUUUCGCUUCAGAUCACAGUUUCGUAGACCAACUCGACCAGGACCGCCUUCUUCGGCACUCCCAGUGAGGCCACCACCGCCGCGUUUGAGGAAACCACCACAGCGCAGACGACGCCCACGACCAGCAAGACGCGAACCAACGCCGUCCACCCAACAGAGCAGGGCCCAGCCACUGCAGAACAACAGCAGGCCUCGAAGUCGUGGACCAGGAGAAGCAGUGCCACAGCGGAAUCUGGCGCGGCCUCUGGCAUCGGUACCACAACGACGACAGGCUCUACGAUCAAGAAACUCCACUUUCUCCUGA